CCCCUCGCGAGUUUAACUCGUAUGGGUCUCGUAGAGGUAACGAUGCUGUGAUGGCCAGAGGAACGUUCGCCAAUAUUCGUCUAGUCAACAAAUUCAUGAGCAAAGCCGGUCCUAGGACCCGACACAUUCCAUCCAGUGAUGAGAUGGACAUAUUUGAUGCCUCCGAGAGGUACAAGCAGGAAGGUCGCCAGGUCAUUGUUCUCGCAGGGAAGGAAUACGGGUCAGGGUCGUCCCGAGACUGGGCCGCAAAAGGACCCUGGAUACUGGGAAUUAAGGCCGUCAUAGCGGAGAGUUAUGAACGAAUCCAUCGUAGUAACUUGGUCGGGAUGGGGAUCAUUCCGUUCCAGUAUCUAGAGGGACAGACCGCCGAGACCCUGGGGCUGACCGGUACCGAGACCUACUCUGUAGAUAUACCAGACAACCUCACUGCAGGUCAAGUGUUAGAGGUCAAGCUGAGUAAUGGCAAAACAUUCCAAGUGAAGACGAGGUUUGACACGGAGGUGGAGUUGACCUAUUUUAGACACGGGGGAAUCCUGAACUACAUGAUACGACGGAUGUUAUGAUAGGACAGAAUCCGCGACACGCUUCAGUGAUUUCGCGUCCAGACCGAUCACGACAUAGUUAUUCCGGAUGUUGACAUGGAAUUAAAGAGUUGAUUGUUUUGAUAAUUUGUAUGAAUAAUUGUGAAUGGAUGAUUAAUGUGGGGGGAAAGUGCUAGUUUAUAAAGGGAGAACUUUUAAGGGUAAUUGAUUCAAGAAGAAAAGGCUCAAUUCAUGUUUGAUUUUGUUAUGAUUGGUUUUGAUAUUUAUUAUUAUAUUUUUCAGUGAAUUUAACAUUGGAAAGUUAUAGGAAUUUAAUGAUAUUACAUGUAGGCUAUGUGAUAUUCUUUCUUGGAAAAGUAUUUUUUUUAGGGCAAUUUUUUUUUCUCUAUGGGCAUCAUGAAUAUUUUUUAGGUGCAUUAAAUAUAAGUGGAUGUUAAUGUACCAUGUAAAAA
Molecule: messenger RNA, 994 nt
Organism: Saccostrea cuccullata (small rock oyster)
Lineage: Eukaryota; Metazoa; Mollusca; Bivalvia; Ostreida; Ostreidae
Product: cytoplasmic aconitate hydratase-like
Exons: 4
Coding region: 51-563 (170 amino acids)
Biological process (GO): citrate metabolic process; tricarboxylic acid cycle
Cellular component (GO): cytosol; mitochondrion
Molecular function (GO): aconitate hydratase activity; 4 iron, 4 sulfur cluster binding; iron-responsive element binding
Source: RefSeq, a predicted model, not a curated record